GGUGCUUCGGAGGAGACGGCGAGCUUUAAAUAAUCCAUGCUGCAUCAAAUCACCUAUUUUCGUUACGGAUGCAUUUUCAACCGAGCAGGUGCUUGAUGGGUGCAACAUCAGAAAUCAUGUUCGCAUGCGACGCGAUGUGUAGCGUUCAUCCCUCAUUUCGCCCCCAUCCAGCAGUUUCCCGAUUUCCGGAAAAGGGGAACUUUAAUCGUGUAAAUCUAUCUUGUUUCCUUCUGCAAUCAAAGGUAUCUACAGAAAAUCCCCGUCUAUCAUGUCUCAAGAACCCUAGCGCGUACACAGGCAAAGAUCUCUUCCACACGAAAAGAAAUGUUUCAAGCACUCUCGUCAAGCGAACAGCCUGUAUCUUGAUUGGCCCACGCCUUGUCAAAAAUGAAAAGAUAUUAAAGGGAGAUCUGCAGGAACUCACAAGUGAAGUUCGAUUCGGACCGUCCCUGAUACAAUGGAGAUUAUUAUCUCAUCAACGUUAACAUCCGUUUCCGCGAACCUGCGUGCAGGACUCCAAUCUAUCGCUUCGUUUCAUGUGCUUCGAUAUCUCUUCCA
This is a messenger RNA of Botrytis cinerea B05.10, 558 nucleotides long. RefSeq lists its product as hypothetical. The coding region runs from base 69 to 485 and encodes 138 amino acids. NCBI's taxonomy places the organism in Eukaryota, Fungi, Ascomycota, Leotiomycetes, Helotiales, Sclerotiniaceae. The transcript has 2 exons. The record is from RefSeq and is a predicted model, not a curated record.